This is a messenger RNA of Amoebophrya sp. A25, 2379 nucleotides long. The record is from the annotation of a GenBank genome assembly. NCBI's taxonomy places the organism in Eukaryota, Dinophyceae, Syndiniales, Amoebophryaceae.
CGAUCAUCCAUGUGUACAUCUCCGAGCCCCAUGAUCAGCGGAUCCUCGCCUUUGAUCUGACCUCUCUGUAUUAUCAAGUUGCCUGUCAUCCUCUCAAUCCUUAUUAUUGGACAGUUUUGAAGUAAGUGAUCCUUGUAAAAGUAUGAAUAAUCCUGUUGUAGAACAUACUUCUUAACAGAAUAUACAAGCAAAUGAAUGAAUGAAUGAAUACAAUUAAGAGUAUGACAUGAUAGUGCUGAAGAGAGUGUAGCAGUACUUUUUUCGUUUUCCGUUUUGUCUAAACUUUUUCAAGAUGUUGUUGUGCUGAUUGACACAAAUAAGUUAGUUUUUAGAUUUAGAAACGUUCUGUAACUGUCUUCAAAAUCCCAUCAACGAUUUGAACUAUUCCGCCAUCGACGUUGUUCAUUUGGUAGUUCUAUUUAUUUCGUGUAAAAAAGCAAAAUGCAGUCGUUUGAUGUGCAGGCUGCGCCACGGCGGACCGAGGAGGGCGGUCCGAACGCCGGCGUCAUUAUUGCAGCUGCAACAGGAUUUGUAAAAAGGAGGCCCGUAACCGUCUCCUUGUGGGUCGUUGGCCUUCUAGUCGCAGCCUUGGGGAAUGGGUUUGCGGUACUAGCACUUAAGAGUGAGAUGUACUAGCACUCAAGAGUGAGAUGGACCAUCUUAAGGAUGCGUUUGAAAUGAGAAAGCAAAUAGCCUGCCAGGGGAUUCAUAUCUGGAUAGCCUCUAGGCUAUUUUAUGGACCGCUUAAAUAUGCCUAUGCCAUUGACCGAAAUCAAUGAUGUUUUUCGUUUUUUGUACUAACGCUAACUUGUGGAGCGAUGGUUGUUUGUCGUUUUACUUCUGCCUUUAUUCUUGAUGCGAACAACAUUUUUCAAGAAUAAGUAGAUCCAUUUUCUGAAAAAAUGAAUCACGCCAACAGCUAGUGGUAAGUAGCUAGAAGAUCUUUCUCGCACGCAAAAAUCGUAGGUAAGCAUGCAACAGAUGGAGACAUAUCAAGACGCGAUGUCGCAUGCUCAUCACGUAACGGAUAGAGAGCUGGGUCAGGCACGAAGGUUAUUCAAAGAGGCAGACCAAAGAUAUUACAACGCGAAAGGCUGGUUUUGGAGCUGCGACGCAAAUUGUCAAAAAAUGCUCAGUAGGCGAGACUUGGCGCAAGCCAGAUUGCUGGAGGUACAUACUUCAUGACGUUAAAAGUGUAUGGUUUUUUACUCUAGUCGUGGUGUCGUGUUUUACUCGUGUAGUGGUGUCUUACUCAAUCGUGUUGCUCGGCCAUCUGUGAGUUUUGCGGGCGGGUAUCUUCUGCACCGCGCUUGCCUUGCACUGAUAAUUUGACUGACGCGGCUUUCUUUGUGUACAAAACAGGUAGAGUCAAAGCGUGACAACCUCAUCAAAGAAGCACGACAAACAGUAGGGAUAUGGUCCACAAUUGGCGUGCAAGAGGUGCGGGAGCGCUUCUGGGGAGCAUGGGAGCAAGGAAAAGAAACUGCGAAGAGAUGGACCAUGAUGGACGCAAUCUUCAUGGCAUUACCCGGCGAUAGGGAACGCACCUUCGUGCAAGUCAUCCUGCAGAUCAUAUUUCAGUACUUCUACAAAAGAUUUUGAGUUUCUUGGAUUGUGAACACAACAAUUGUGCUUACAAAGACGAUAAAUUUUAGUUUUAGAUACGGGGAGGUAACUGUUGUACAGCUAAACUGCCUUUUUCUAGGAUAGAUUUUGCUGUCAAAAAAUCAGUGUCAAUCCCCAAUCAAAAAACCCAAGGUAUUUGACGAAUCUGACUAUUGGAAUGAUCUCGGCGAUGUUCAUCUUUCUGACGAAUGUUGCGUACCUAGUCUACAACUACGGGGAGAGCUUUUUAAGCGGUAUCGCGUUCUUCGCUCUGGUGGUAGUAAGCUGUGUUGCCGUGGUAUCGACGUAUCUCGGCGUCCUAGGCGGCGCAGUAGUCGGCGGCGUCACCUACGUUGUAAACAAGGAGCAACAGCGGCUAGCCGGCGGAGCAGAAAGAAGAAGAGUCAAUUACAACAGUUCUGGCGCUAGUGGAUACCGGCGUCCCCAUCACGAUUAGUAACUUGCUUCUCCAAUUCCUUUUCCUACAAUUCUCAUCUCAGUUACUUGACUUAGCAUCACUCUCUGCCCCAAACCCUCCCCAACGCUACAUAGUACUCCCAACAGUACUAGUUGUGACACCAGCAAAAGCGCUUGUGCGAGAGAAUUCCAACACGCGAAACUAACCCUUGUUGUUGGAUGUCGCACGAGUGCCAGGUCCCGCCCGGGCCCAUGUGAAAAUCACCGAUGAAAAACAAAAGAGAAAUUAUGUAUUUCGACUCGUCCUUUUGCUGGCUGAGUAUAGUCAAUGACUUUUCUUUGACGCUCAGCGGAGGU